AACAAAACGGCCAUAACCUCAAAGAGCCGUGCCGUGUCGAGCGAGAGUUCAAAAAAUUGUGUUAAAAAUUAAUUAAUUUUACCAAUUUUAAUUUAUAUUUUGUUUGUACUACCCAGUACACAGUGCACAGUAAUGGGUGAUACAGAAGAAUACUUUCCUCGUGGUGGGAAGAAACCCACUAUAAAAUAUUUUAAACAAAGUGGAAACUUUUUAGGCUCAGCUGAGCAGGGAGAGAAAAAGAAGAAGAAGCAGAAAAAGAAGUCUGAAGCUGACGAUGGAUAUUUAUCAGAUGAGGCCACAAAAGAUUUUGACCAGUCCUUCAAAAAUUGCGCAGCGCGCCUCACUUACAAGACGAUCAAACCAGGAGUCCUGGUCCUGGGACGCAUUGGUCAAGUCCACGAGACCAAGCUGACAGUGAUGUUGCCAGGCAAAAUGUCUGGCACUGUGAUGGCUUGCCACAUCAGCGAGCCGUACAACAAGCUCUUGGAAGCUUAUGUUAAUGAUCAGACAGACAAAGUAACGGAGCUGCAAGAGAUGUUCCGUAGAGGGCAGUAUGUAGCCAUCAAGGUGCUGGAGGUGGAGGGAAUCAGGCUGAUGCUGUCCAUGAUGCCGCAGCAUGUCAACAGUGUGAAGAAACAUACUGAUGUGCAUAAGAGUGAUCAGCUCCAGGCGGCUGUAGUAUCUGUGGAGGAUCAUGGCUACGUUAUGGACAUUGGUGUUGCCAACACGAGACCAUUCCUGCCUAGCAGCAAUGUUAAUCCUGAUGUGAAACUUGACGUGGGAGUGAUAACGUGGUGCACAGUGAAGUCAGUGAGCCAAUCACAAGACACCAGCAUUGUCACGCUGACCAAUCAGCUGGAGGCGCUGCAGAGAGCUUCGCCCCGAGGCAGCACCAUCCAGCAACUCACGCCGGGGACUCCAUUGCAGUUCACUGUUGACAAGCCCCUCGACAACGGCAUCGAAGGCAGCGUGCUGGGCGGGCAGCGGGGCUACGUCCAGCGCGACCACGCCGACAAGGUCAACGGGAAAAAACCCAAGCUUGGACAGAAGAUCCGCGCACGAGUGUUAUACGUGGUUCCGAUCCGCAACACCCCUUUUCUGACAAUGAGGGACAUCUUCUCCACCACCUUCCCCGACAUGGACGAGGAACAGAAGAUAAAAGAGGGAGACAUAAUUGAGGAAGCACAGGUCAUAAGAAUUCUAGGCAGAACGGUCCACUUUAAAUUGGGCCAAGGCUGUAUAGGAACUAUGAGUUUGCGCAGGAUACAGGUCGACGAGGAAUUGACAGACGAACACGUUCUGGCCAAGUCUUACCCCGUUGGCAGCACUCACAAAGUCCGCGUCGUAUCCUACAACCUCUGCGACUACACCUACACAGUCUCUGACAACCCCGCUAUCCUGAAGGAGAAGUACUUCAGCAUGGACCAGUUAUCUGUGGGACAGCUGGUGGACGGCAGUGUGACACACGUGGCCGACGACCAUGUGCUGCUGCAAGUCGGCAGGGUCACUGGCUUCGUGCCUCAGUCACACCUGUCAGAUUCCGGAGUAUUUGUGGAUCCAAAAAAGUCCAGCAUAUCGAAGUUGUCCAAAAAGAAAUUCAAGGUAGGGCAAUCGGUCCGCGCGCGAGUGUUGGUGGUGGACACUCACAAGCAGUCGGUGCUGCUGACGCUGAAGCCGGCGCUGCUGGCGCCCGAGCUGCCCGUGCUCGGCUGUUACGAGCGCGCGCGCCGCGGGGAGGCCUACAAGGGCUGUGUCAGGAUAAUCCGCAACGACUAUAUGCUGGUGUCGUUCUUCAACAACGUGACCGCGUACGUGCCGCGCCAGUACAUCUCCAGGGAGCCCCUGGGGAACAUCGGCGACGCCUUCCAUGUCGGACAAAUUGUAAAUUGCACGAUAGUCCGAGUGUACCCACAAGAUAAGAAGAUGACAGGCAGUCUGGUCACCGAGCCGUUUUUCGAGAAUGUUCGGGAAAAAGGCGAAAAACGAAGGAACACAAACAGCGAUUCUCAAGACGUUCCAAGCAAAAAGAAGAAAUCUGAAGAAUCACAGACAGAAGUAAAAGAAACUAAGAAGAAAAAGAAACUUAAAGAAUUGACAGAAGAAGAAACUUUGGGAGAUGAAGCUAAAAAGAAAAGAGAUAAAAAAUCAGAAUCAGAAGAACAGGAAGUGUCAGACAGCGACCGCAUUGAAAAUGAUUUUGGUGAAGAGGAAAAUAAAAAAAUGAAGAUAUCUGAUGAAGAAAAAACUAAAGUUUCCGAAGAAAGUGACGCCAUAGAAACUGAUGUAUACGAUGAUAUGGAUCCAGCGAUGACGCCACAAGAGUUAGAACUGAUAGACAUAUCAAAUUGCAACAACAUGAGGAAAUGUAAGAAACGGGUUAUCUCUCUUCUAAAACUUAUCAAAGCUAGACAAAAAAGGAUAGACAAGAUAGAACAGAAGAUAGCGAAUAUAGAGAAGAAAGGUUUGAAUGCUAAAAACAAGAUGUUCCACACGGCUAUGCAUUCUGAAAUAUUAGUAGUGAAGCAAAGAGCUAAAAAGCUGUUAGAAGCUUUGACGUUAGUACAAGAAAAAUUAAAAGCAUUAGGUUAUAAGGACAGAAGCGUUAUUGAACUUUCGAAUGAGAAUCAGGAAUCAGUAGAAACAUCUAGAACAAAGAAAGAUUCUGAAACGAUCGAUGAUUUCGAUGAAGAAGGACAAAACAUAAGCAAAAAAGAGAAGAGUAAAAAGGAAAAGAAAGCAUGUAAGAGUAAGAAAGAAGAUGUUAAAGUGGUGGAAAGUUUGGAGCCUGUGUUGGAAGUGCCCAGUGCUAAGGAUUUCUGGGCAGCGCCUGUCGUUGUGCCGCAGGUGGAAGAUGAUGAGGAUCUCAGCAGCGAUGAUGGGGAAAAAGAUGAACCGAAAAAGAAACGCAAGAAGCUGUCAGUGGCGGAGAAGCUAUCGAAGCUGAGAGAAGAAGAGGAACGGACGCGCGCGCUGGAGCGGAGCGCGAUCGGCCGCGAGCGCCCGCGCUCCGCCGAACAGUUCGAGCGCGCGGCGCUCGCCGAACCCGACGCCAGCGAACUGUGGAUCGCUUAUAUGGCUUUCCAUUUACAGUCUACAGAAAUCGAGAAGGCGCGUGCGGUCGGCCGUCGGGCGUUGAGCACGAUCUCCUUCCGCGAAGAGCAGGACAAACUCAACGUCUGGCUCGCUCUAUUGAAUCUGGAGAACAGAUUCGGAACGAAGGAAAGCCUACAGAAGACAUUAGAGGAAGCGUUACAAAUGAACGAGCCGUACUCGGUCCACAGCCAACUGCUGGACAUGUACUCGGAGACCAGCAAGCAGGGAGAGUUGCUGGCGCUCGUAGACCUCGUGCUCAGGAAGUAUCGGAGAGACUGCAGAAUCUAUAUACAGGCCGGCAGCGCCUGCUUCAAGUUAGGGCUGGUGGACAAAGCGAGACAGGUCAUGCAGAAAGCUGUUAGUGUAUUAGAGAAGAAAGACCACGUGUCAGUGCUGGUACAGUUCGCGCUUCUAGAACGUUCUCACGGCGACCGCGAGCGCGCCGAGGCUCUGUUCGAACAGGUACUUGCAGUAUACCCGCAGAGAGUCGACGUUGUUGCUGUUUACAUCGACAUGCUACUGAAAGGAGGUGACGCGGAUACUAUCAGACAAGUAAUGGAGCGAAUGACAUCUCAGAAGUUGCCAGCAAGAAAAAUGAAGACCUUAUUCAAAAAAUGGAUCGAAGUCGAACAGAAGAUUGGCGAUGAAGAACAAGUGGAAAGGAUACGGCAAAGGGCCAUGGCAUACAUAGAAAAGGCCCAAUUUUAAUCAAUGAUAUAUUAGCAUUUUUAAAAUAAUAAUAAAACUGUUGAUAUUUUA
This is a messenger RNA of Plodia interpunctella (Indianmeal moth), 3852 nucleotides long. It is a transcript of the gene Rrp5, whose product is annotated as Ribosomal RNA Processing 5. Lineage: Eukaryota; Metazoa; Arthropoda; Insecta; Lepidoptera; Pyralidae. The transcript has 22 exons. The record is from RefSeq and is a predicted model, not a curated record. Gene Ontology annotation, biological process: rRNA processing. Gene Ontology annotation, cellular component: nucleus; small-subunit processome; nucleolus. Gene Ontology annotation, molecular function: RNA binding; protein binding. The coding region runs from base 133 to 3801 and encodes 1222 amino acids.